UAAAGCGCAAUGGUUGAUGUAGACAAGCCGUCGUUUCCACGGCUUCUCUGGCUGAUAUUUUGCUCAGUAUGUCGUGCAUUCCGUGGCAGAGUCCUGGGCCAGGCAAGGAAGUCGAUAGCGGAUGAUGUGGUCCUCAUAACAGGCGGAGGGAGAGGGAUAGGGAGGAAGAUUGCCCUGGAGAUUGCCAAGUAUCACCCUAAACAGGUGAUCUUGUGGGCUCGUUCUCUGGAGUCAUUGGAAGUCACAGCGUCAGAAGUGGCCGCUUUGGGAGUUCCUUGUGACUUUAUGAUAUGUGAUGUCUCUGACUGUGAACAGGUUUAUCAAAGAGCCAGAGAGACCCAGGAGAAAUAUGGCCCAGUCACCAUUUUAGUGAACAAUGCUGGGAUAGUGAAGGGGGGCCAUGUUCUGGAGGCCCAGUUUGAGGAUAUCAAGAAGACUGUACAGGUCAACACACUGGGAAAUUGUUGGACCAUGAAAGCAUUCCUGCCUGCAAUGAUCAGCACCAAUCAUGGCCAUGUAGUGAACAUCAACUCUUGUCUGGGGUUCUCCACCAUCCCAAGGGGCGGGGAUUACUCCGCCUCCAAACAUGCCACUCUUGGGAUGAUGGAGGCACUGAGGGAGGAGCUACAUGAAAAGGGCGUGGCAGGUGUCCAUGUGACCACCAUACAUCCAUAUAUGGUCAGAAAUAGGAUGUUUGAAGGAUGUGAGACAAGGUAG
Lingula anatina is the source of this 717-nucleotide messenger RNA. Its product is annotated as short-chain dehydrogenase/reductase 3-like. NCBI's taxonomy places the organism in Eukaryota, Metazoa, Brachiopoda, Lingulata, Lingulida, Lingulidae. The record is from RefSeq and is a predicted model, not a curated record. Gene Ontology annotation, cellular component: lipid droplet. Gene Ontology annotation, molecular function: oxidoreductase activity, acting on the CH-OH group of donors, NAD or NADP as acceptor.